Messenger RNA from Leptinotarsa decemlineata (Colorado potato beetle), 736 nucleotides. It is a transcript of the gene RpS7, whose product is annotated as Ribosomal protein S7. The record is from RefSeq and is a predicted model, not a curated record. Gene Ontology annotation, cellular component: small-subunit processome; 90S preribosome; ribosome. Gene Ontology annotation, molecular function: structural constituent of ribosome. NCBI's taxonomy places the organism in Eukaryota, Metazoa, Arthropoda, Insecta, Coleoptera, Chrysomelidae. Gene Ontology annotation, biological process: rRNA processing; translation; ribosomal small subunit biogenesis.
AUUGGUGGUAGCACUGAGCUCACAUUUUGUCAUUUGUGUGAGAAGAAGAAUUUUGUUGCAACAAACUUUUUUCCUUCCUUUUAUGAACGAUUGACAAGAUGUCGUCGAAAAUCAUCAAGUCCGGCGGGGCUGAGCCCGAUGCCUUCGAAACGCAAGUUGCUCAAGCUCUGCUUGAUUUAGAAAUGAAUUCGGACCUCAAAGCUCAGCUUAGGGAAUUACACAUUACUAAAGCAAGAGAAAUUGAGUUGAACAAUAAAAAAUCCGUUAUCAUCUAUGUUCCAAUGCCCAAGUUGAAACAGUUCCAGAAAGUCCAAGCAAGGCUUGUACGUGAGCUGGAAAAGAAGUUCAGUGGCAAACAUGUGGUGUUUGUAGGUGAACGAAAAAUUCUUCCCAAGCCAACACGUAAAACUCGUGCUGCAAAUAAACAGAAACGACCAAGGUCUCGUACACUUACUUCAGUGUAUGAUGCUAUUUUGGAAGACCUUGUGUUUCCUGCGGAAAUUGUUGGUAAACGUAUUCGUGUGAGGUUAGACGGCUCACAACUCAUUAAAGUCCACCUUGACAAAAAUCAACAGACCACAAUUGAGCAUAAGGUGGACACAUUUGCAUCAGUAUACAAGAAAUUGACUGGAAGGGAAGUUACUUUCGAAUUUCCAGAACCCUAUUUGUAAAUUGAUCUUUUGAAUGUUUAUUAAAAUAAUUUGAAAAAUCAGUGUAUUUAUACUGACUUGUAGAA